Cololabis saira (Pacific saury) is the source of this 4342-nucleotide messenger RNA. RefSeq names its product collagen alpha-1(II) chain-like. The record is from RefSeq and is a predicted model, not a curated record. NCBI's taxonomy places the organism in Eukaryota, Metazoa, Chordata, Actinopteri, Beloniformes, Belonidae. The transcript is spliced from 13 exons. Gene Ontology annotation, molecular function: extracellular matrix structural constituent. Bases 4 to 1092 code for a protein of 362 amino acids.
GAAAUGGGAGACGUGGGAUCAGGAGGCCUCAUCGGGUGGCCAGGAUUUAUUGGGCUCCCUGGCUUACGUGGAGACUCAGGGGAUCAAGGUGGAAAGGGGGAAGAGGGUGAUAAAGGUGACUUGGGACUGCCUGGCCCACAUGGAAAGGAUGGAGGCAAGGGUAUUCGUGGCCCAGUUGGAUUUCUGGGUCCAACAGGCCAGAAGGGAGAACAGGGAAACAUUGGUCUUCCGGGACCGAGGGGUUUUCCAGGGAUGCCUGGAUUACCUGGUUUGUUUGGAUUAAAGGGUUUGAAAGGAUAUCAAGGUCUGCCUGGACAGGCUGGCAGGAAGGGGCUCCCAGGUCCACCUGGUUCUCCCGGUCCUCCAGGACAGUCAUUGAACAUGACCAUGGCUCAACUCAAGGAGCUGAUGUACGUGUCUGACAAGCCCAACUACAAUCUGAUCCAGACACUGCUGGACUCUUUGGAGCAGGACCUGCGGCUGUUGGUGGAUCCUCCUGAUGGCAGCAAGGAACAUCCUGCCACCACCUGCCUGGAGCUCUGGCUCUGUCACCCUGAAUACAGCAGUGGGAUGUAUUACAUCGACCCCAACCAGGGCAGCUCCGCUGACGCUCUGCUCGCUUUCUGCAGCUUCUCUUCAUCAUCAAAACAGACCUGCCUCCACCCUCAAGACUCUCAGCUGCCCAUGAAGGCUUGGAUGGACGAUGUUUCUGAAGAAGGGUCUUUUCAGUGGCUCAGUCGACUGGAUCAGGGAUAUCAGUUUUUCUAUCCAGGUGCUAAUGUUGUCCAGAUGCGUUUCCUGAGGUUGCACAGUCAAAGCGCUGCACAAAAAGUGACCUACUCCUGCCAUCCAGGACAUAGACUGGGCCAGACAGAGAUAGACGUGAAGUUCCUCACUGAUACGAGGAGGCAAAGCUACCUUGCAGCACUGAAAGAUUGCGUGCCUGGAAAGGAGUCGGUUUCUGGUCCUCGGGAGGCUGUGUUUGAGUUCGAGGACCUGCACCUACUUCCCUUGAGAGAUGUGGCCGUGAUGGAAGGAGGAAACUUCACCCACCAGUUUGGCUUCACAGUCGGACCUGUGUGUUUCAGCUAAAUCUGGGAGACGGAUGUGCAGAUACAGAAGAUGCAUAAAUCCCCUGGAAAGACCUUUGCUUGAAACACGGACACAAAGAAGAUUGAAGAUUUUACUUCUUGUACUGCAGGAUAAGAUCUAUCAAGUUAAAGGACUCCGUAAGAAUACACGUGACACGGCGCAAAUGAUUUUUUUUUUAUUCACGGAGAAGUCAAUUUUGUUUACAGAGACAUUUAUCCAUCCAUCUUCUAUACUCUCUUCAUCGUGGUCAACGUUGUGGGGGGGUUGGAGGCUUUCCUCACUGUCACAAAGACAUUUAUCUUGUAGGAAAUAAUUUAAAUGUGUAUGUUUUUAUCUUUAUUCACAAUAUUUUGUACUGUAUGAUUUAUUUUAUUUCCAUUUAGGGAUUCUUUUAUAGCCAGCUCUUUGUAUAAAUCAAAGUCAGUGUGACGUUUGACCAACAUGCUCUGCACGAGGACGGAGCCUCUGUUGCUGUUCAUGUGACCUGGCCAGCGCACACUCAUUGUACACCACCUAAAGUUAACACACAGGUACCGCAUUUCCUCAAGGUGCUAAUCAAGUUUUUCAUUUAUUUAAUUGUUAAAUCCCCAAAAACAGGACACUUUUUGUCUCAUGUAUAUCGUGUCAGUUAACCAUCUUCCCUCAUUUUUAGGGUGUAAAGCAUUGUUUAUUGUUUUUACAGUUUCAUGUGUUUUAUUUUUUUUUUUGCAUCUCAGGUAUGACAUUUAAUAAUAACACACAUCAGCGUCAGAGUCCUGUUGCCACACUGUUGUUCAGUUUUGUCUUUCGUCUUUAAAAUAGAACCACAAUCAAGGUUAGCAAAGAGGAAAGACCAAAAGUGAACGAUGAAUUAAUCUACCAUCAACCAUUGUUUGUGUUUGCACUUUUGACUCUACGAGAGCUUAAUGGUUCAUACAUUGUUCCACAACAAUUACAGUAACUACCAAAGACAGACAAAUCUAUCACUGUUGUAUUACAUCGAGUUUGCAGCCAGUGAUUAGAUCAUCUAUGCGUUUACUUGCAGCUGAAUAUAUCCUCAUACAAAAUGACUUUUAACCUCAAUACAUUCACAUGUGAGGAGAGUACGGUGCUAAAUCUUUUUUAGAAAACAAAAUAAUACAUUUCUGAAAGGGUUUAAAUUAUGUUUUCGUUAAAUUAAAAUUAAUGUAAGGCUGCAUUUUGAGAGGGACAGUUGUGAAGUUUGUAGGUGGAGAGCUGUACACUUGACCAGUUUCUUCAAGUUUUCUUUGUCUUACAAAGUACCAAAGUCCUGCAAACAGUCAUGCAUAUAUAUAUAUAUAUAUAUAUAUAUAUAUAUAUAUAUAUAUAUAUAUAUAUAUAUAUAUAUACUUACUGCACCCAUCAGUCCCCCCAUACCUUGAUCAUCCUUUUUUUUUAGUAUUUUGAAAAACAGUAGUUUCCACCAGGCUCUGUUAUGUACAAGGUUUUUGCUUUUGCAAGCCGCAUCUUAAAUCCAAGCAAUGAAGGUGAGUAAGAUAAAUGUUAUUUUUAAACAGGACUCAAAAUCAGAAAAAAAAAAUAGUAUAUUUUGUGGAAAAUGCAGGUGAUUCUUAGAUGUAUUUUUACUCAUAUUUCUUUGCAAACUGGGAACCAAAGAUAUUCUAUGAUAUUUCUUGCCAUCUUCAGUUUAUUUGUUGUUUUUUAUCAAUUUUUGCCUUCAAGGCCUUCAAACCCAUUCCAUAACAAGUUUGGACAGUAAAGGUGCCUCACAUGAUUUUGUGUUUUUUUUUUUUUUUUUUUGUGUUACAAAAGGCUUUCAAAUUCCUCAGUCUCAGGUAUUAUUUUGUCCCAAUCGUUCUGCAGACUUGUCUCAAAGCGAAAAAAGGAACCUAUAAACAGAACAUUUAAAGGUUAUAUCUCAAUCUGUAUUGGGGGAUCAGGACUGCCAGCAGACCACACUAGCACCUUUACUUUCUUUUUCCUCAGUAAUCCAUUUGUUAAAUAAAAUAUUACAUGAACAUCCUGAAAGAAAAUGUCCUGAAGGCAGGGCAGCAGGUGCUUCAAAGUCAAAGUGUUAUUUUCUGUUUUAACACUGAUUCACAGAGUUAUGAAUCACCUUCACCAAAGAUGCUGAUACAACAUCACAUCUGAGAAUUCUCUUUUGUUUUUAAAUCGAAUAUGUGAGUAUAGCCCUUUAUUGUAAAGUUUGACAAAGGUUUAUACAGAGUAAUUCUUAGGCCAUGUGGUUAUAUCUGUUAUUGAUGGGAUUUGCUUCUGGAUGAGGUGCUGUCUGAGAGACUGGAGAUCACAAGAGUCUAAUUUAGGCUUGCACCCCCCUGUCCUUUACAGACCGAAACUCCUCCAGAUUCCUUGAAUGCUUUAAUGUUAUUGUGCACUGCAGAUGGAGAAAUAUGCAAAUAUCUUCUAACCUCUUUUUAAGCAGCACUGAAAGAAUUCCUCAUUCAUUUGUUGACAAAGUGGAGAUUCUCUGCCCACCUUUGCUACUCAAAUACAGCUUUUCACGUAUACUGUUUGAAAGUUUGUCCCCAACCAAUAUUGAAUGCAUAUGUAAUGUAAGAACCCCAGUGUUUUUGUAUUUUCCAUAUUGUCUCAACCUUUGCAUCAUUGUAAAAAGAUUACAUAAACAGCCACAAUUCACACAUCCACCAAUUUCUUCUCAAAUACUAGUCAAAUCAUUUUCACUGCAGUACUCUGGUCCUGUAGAUCUCAUUUAGUUAAAGGUUAUAAAAUACAUUUUAAAAAGGUGACUGUUACUGCCUAUUUGGCUAUGAACAAAUGCUGCCUACCUGAAUUUCUGCUUGAUUCAACCCAAGAACUGCUUGGAUCCAGAGAAAAGAAGCAAACCUUGUAGUUGCUCAGCAGUAUUGAUGUUUCUGUCCUUUAGCUGCUCGUUAAUGAGUCAGUUACAUGGUGUACCGUCUGCAGGGAGCAGAAUAUACAUUUGAGUAAGAUCUCAGGGAAUGUGGUUCAACCAAAACAAUACCUUUGCAGCUGGUAAACACAUGCUAUUAUUGACGCUAAAUCAGAGCAUCUGAGCGUGAGAUGGCUGAGGUGAGCCACCGUUAUAAAACAGCAUCUCAGUUAGAUGAGAAAAACUUCUAUAAAUCUGUAGGUCUACAAUUCUGCCCUGGUAUCCAGUAUUCAACAUUUUAUUAUUGUAUUCAGAUUUCCUGUCACAUUUCACAUGAUUGCCUUAGCUGGCUGAGACUGAUCAUUGUUACUUUAUUUGCUUUGUAAAAAUGAUCACUUUUGAAAUAUUAAAUUACAU